This is a messenger RNA of Saccostrea echinata, 5694 nucleotides long. RefSeq lists its product as uncharacterized. Lineage: Eukaryota; Metazoa; Mollusca; Bivalvia; Ostreida; Ostreidae. The record is from RefSeq and is a predicted model, not a curated record. The transcript has 2 exons. Bases 1 to 5694 code for a protein of 1897 amino acids. Gene Ontology annotation, molecular function: nucleic acid binding. Gene Ontology annotation, biological process: DNA integration.
AUGAAAGGUUUCGAGUUCCUACAAUCUGGAUAUCGUCUAUUAAUUGAAAAUGCGAAGUCUAGAAUUCAAAGUUUAAUUGCUGAGGCACAAGAAGAGGAUAGAAACUUACACAAAUAUGAGAGACAAUCUGAUCAUUCUUUCAAUGAUAUUCCUUCUCUAUCCUCACAAAACACUUCAAUACUGGCCAGAAAAAGAGCAAAAGCUGAAGCUGCUAAGGUGAGCUUGGAAUUCGCUAUUCAAGAAGCUGAGCUGAGAAAAGAUCAAGCACGCUUAAUAGAAAAACACUUAUUGGAGGAGGCUACAGCGAAGGCUGCUGCUGCUCGUAAGAAGGCUGAAAUUGAUGCUGAACUCGAACUCCUGACUCUCAAGCGAAAGGCUGCAGAAACUAAGACAGAAGCUGAUUUUCUAGAAUCUGAGCACUCUCGUUCAUCAUCAAAACACUCAUCCAUUCAUUCGCUACCAAAGGAUGACCCUAUGUUGAGGACAGAGAAAUACAUUGACCAACUCUCAAAAGACACAGAAGAUAAGAUUCGUGAAUCAGAAAUCUCAAAAUUGGAAGUCCAGCAUGUUAAUGCAGUUUGUACGAAUCCAAACACUAAAGAUCCACCAGACAGACAUUGCUAUAUGCUGAACCCUGAAGCUCCUCCUUAUGUUCCUAACCCUUAUACCCCUGCAUCCGACUUCACAAAAUUUCUGCUGAAAAAGGACCUGUUACUUACACGCCUGGUUAACUUUAAUGACAGGCCUGAAUCCUUUGCUUCUUGGAAAAGCAGCUUUCAGACUGUCAUGAGAGAACUUGGGGUUAAUCCUAAUGAAGAAAUAGACCUUUUAGUCAAAUGGCUAGGUCCUGAUUCACAGAAACAUGCCCUGACGCUCAAAAUGGCAAACAUCUCCAACCCAGAAAGAGGAUUGCAUCGUAUCUGGAACCGUUUGGAGGAACGCUUUGGUGCUGCGGAAAUGGUGGAGUCAGCAUUAAAAGAGAAACUUAACUCUUUUCCAAGAAUAACAAAAAACUACAAAAUGUUAUACGACUUAGCAGAUGUACUUACCGAGAUUGAAUCUGUUAUGGAGGAUCCGAAAUAUCGCAGUGUCUUAGCUUAUUAUGAUUCAUCAUCUGGUGUUUCACCCAUUGUGGGCAAACUCCCACUCAAUCUUCAAGAAAAAUGGACAAGUACUGCUAUCAAAUACAUUGAAAAGAAUGGUGUUCUAUACCCACCUUUUACAUUUUUCGCAGAAUUUGUUCGGAAGUUAAGUAGCACAAAGAACAAUCCAAGUUUCAAAUAUGACCCAGUGACUUCUGGAAUGUGUCAGAAAGAGAACAAAUUCACAAGAGACAGUGGCAGGGUACCAAGGGUAACCAUACUGAAAACUGAGAUGAGUCCAGCAUCGAAAGGGCUAAAUAAGGAAACAAAAUCUGGAUUGAAGAAGGCUGAUGAAAGUAGUCGUUGUCAACUUCACAAUGCCAACCAUCCUCUUAACAAAUGCCGUUCCUUCAGGAACAAAAGUUUAGAAGAGCGUAGAAAGUUUUUAAAGGAGAAGGGGAUAUGCUUCCGAUGUUGUUCUUCAACAACACACAUAAGGCGCAACUGCAAGGAGACAGUUUCGUGUGAGGAGUGUUCCAGCGGUAGUCACCCAACGGCACUUCAUCCAGACGAGAAGCAAGCUAGCAGUUCUAGUGGAAAUCCAUAUUCCUUGACACAUUAUGGCGGGGAGAAAACCACUGAAGCUCCAGCUUUGAAUGUUAACUCUGCAUGCACCCAGAUCUGUAAGGAUAUGUUUCAAGGAAAAUCAUGUGCGAAAACUGUAUUGGUACGAGUCUUCAGGAAAGACCAUCCAGAAAUAGAUUUAAAAACCUAUGCGAUAAUUGACGAUCAAAGCAAUCGCUCACUCGCUAGUCCCGAGUUCUUUGACUAUUUUGGUGUCCAUGACGGAGUCACAGAGUACACAUUAGCAUCAUGCAUGGGAAUUGUCAAUACAUCUGGAAGAAAGGCCUUUGGAUUCAUAGUGGAAUCACUAGAUGGAAGUAAACAGCUCGCUCUGCCGACUGUGAUAGAAUGCGAACACAUCCCUAACGAUCGGGAGGAAAUACCUACAUCAGAUGUAGCGGCUAGCUAUCCUCACCUGGCUGAUAUUGCAAGACACUUCACUCCACUGGAUGAAGAUGCGCAAAUUCUUCUACUGAUAGGACGAGAUCUCCUGGAAGCACACUAUGUGCUAGACCAAAGAAUAGGACCAGAAAACAGCCCAUUGGCCCAAAGGCUCCCUUUGGGAUGGACUAUGAUUGGAGAAACUUGUCUUGGGGGAGCACAUGAGCCCAAGACCAUUCAAGUAAACAAAACCUAUAUUCUCUCAAAUGGACGAGCAUCUUUACUCAAACCAUGCCAAAAUGAGUUUAAUUUGAAGGAGAGAUCUUCAGAUAACUUUGGCCAGUCAGUGUUUGAUAGGACAGAUGCAGAUGAGAAGCCAGGACUAUCGUCGGAGGAUAGGAAAUUUCUUGAAAUUAUGGACCAAAACUUCACACGAGAUGUAGAUGGUUUUUGGACAGCCCCCUUGCCAUUUAGACAGGAUAGAGAAAGGCUUCCAAACAACAUAACACAGGCCCUUAAGCGGGCCAAAAGUCUUCACAUCAGCAUGGAGAGAGACCCCAUAAAGAAAAGACACAUGUUUGAGUUUAUGAGUAACAUCUUAGACAAACAUGCGGAAUUGGCACCCCCUGUUUCGGACGGAAAAGAAUAUUGGUACCUCCCAGUCUUUGGGGUCUAUCACCCAAGAAAGCCAGAUAAGAUUAGGGGAGUGUUCGACUCUUCAGCAAAGCAUUGUGGAAUAUCGCUCAACGAUGUUCUUAUGUCUGGUCCAGACCUCACAAACAGUUUGUUGGGCGUUCUCAUGAGAUUUAGGCAAGACACAGUUGCUGUCAUGACUGAUGUGGAGCAAAUGUUUUACUGCUUUAGAGUACAGGAGGAACACAGAGACUAUCUCCGCUUUCUUUGGUACCGUAAUAAUAAUCCUGAGGAGGACUUGGCAGAAUACAAAAUGAAAGUCCAUGUAUUCGGCAACAGCCCUUCUCCGGCAGUAGCCACCUAUGGUCUUAGAAAAGUUGCAGAGAUCAGUUCCAAAGCCUUCGGAGAAGAUGUGAAAUUGUUUGUAGAACGAGACUUCUACGUUGAUGAUGGCUUAACAUCUCUUUGUGAAGAGGUAUCUGCUGUCGAUCUGAUCAAAAGGACACAACAAGCACUUCUGAAUGAAGGCAAUCUGCGCCUUCAUAAGAUAGUGUCCAACUCUAGAGCUGUAAUGAACUCAUUUGAAUCGAGAGACCUCGCAAAGGGUCUAGAGGAUGUCGAUAUUGGUGCAGAAGAGCUUCCCGUCCAGCGAAGCCUUGGAAUAUGUUGGAACCUCAACAGUGAUUCUUUUUUGUUCCUGGUUUCAGCAGAUGAGAAACCAUUCACACGCAGAGGAGUACUCAGUACGAUUAACAGCAUUUUCGACCCACUUGGAUUUCUAACGCCAGUGGUUAUCGAGGGGAAAAUGUUACUAAGGACAUUGGUUCAAGAGUCGAUUGAUUGGGAUGAGCCCCUUCCGGAUCAUCAUAAGGAUCGAUGGCAGAAAUGGAAAAACUCGCUUGCUGCUUUAGAACAAGUCAGAAUCCCACGAACUUACACCAGUACAUCUAUCAGAGACUGUCCCGAAAAAUCCAUCCAUGUCUAUUCAGAUGCCUCAGAAAAGGCAAUAGCUGCCGUAGCUUAUAUAAAAACAGGUAGUACAGAUGGAAGAGAAGAAAUUGGAUUCUUGCUUGGAAAGGCCAAAUUAGCCCCUUCGCAUGGUCACACAAUUCCGAGAUAUAAGGUCACACUGGGAUAUAUACAUAACCAAGUUAGAAGGUUUUACACCUACGUGAGCAAUAGAGUGGCCCGCAUUCACCAAGUAACCUCACCAAAGCAAUGGACUUAUGUACCUACGGAUAGUAACCCAGCUGACCUAGCAACAAGAUCUAUUGCAGCAUCUGAACUUUCAACAAGCACAUGGCUACUUGGACCAUCUCAUCUUCGAGAGAACAUCAGAACCCAAUUUGAACCCUUUGACCUACAAAACCCAGACUCAGACAAAGAAAUCAGACCAUUAGCAGUUGUGUCAUGUAGAAAGACAGAGAUACUAGAAUCCAAAACCAAGCUUUUGGGUUCACACCGUUUUAGACAGUUUUCUCAAUGGACAAGACUUGUCGAGAUUAUGUGUAAACUGAAGCACAUCGCCCAAAGUUUCACUGCUGCGAGGAAGUGUAAAGGAUGGCAUCUUUGUGCUGAGACUCAAACUCUCGAUUCAUACAAAGAAGCUGAAAGCAUGAUAAUCAGAUGUGUACAACAGGAGUCUUUUUCCACAGAGCUUCAAUGUCUUGAAAGACAUGAACCUCUUCCGAGGAAUACUCAGCUGCGGAACUUGGAUCCUUUCAUUGGUGCCGAUGGUCUCCUUAGAGUUGGGGGUCGUCUUAACCUAAGCAACAUUCAGCAAAGUGAAAAAAAUCCAGUUAUCAUUCCAAGUCGAAAUUACAUUGCAACUUUGUUGGUCAGAUUCUAUCAUGAAAAGUGCAAACAUCAAGGGAGGCAUAUCACUGCAGGGGCAGUCCGCAUGGCAGGAUUCUGGAUCUUGGGUGGGAAAAGAUUGGUCUCAACCAUCAUCUACCACUGUGUGACAUGCCGUAAACUACGAAGACAAGUAGAACACCAAAAGAUGGCCGACCUUCCCUCAGACCGUUUGGAGCCUGCACCUCCUUUCACGAAUGUUGGCUUGGAUGUGUUCGGACCAUGGUCCGUUGUUACACGACGCACGAAAGGCGGAGCAGCUAACUCCAAGAGAUGGGCGGUUCUAUUCACAUGCCUUUCUACUCGUGGAGUACACAUAGAAGUCAUCGAAGAGCUUAGUUCAUCAUCCUUUAUAAAUGCAUUUAAGCGUUUUAUGGCUAUCAGGGGACCCGUUAAGAUUGUGAGAUCUGACCGUGGUACGAAUUUCGUUGGUGCUACAGACGAUCUCUGCAUAGACACAGUUAAGGUAGAGGAUCAUCCUGUCAUGGACUUCCUGUAUGACAGUGGAGUAGUUUGGAUAUUCAACCCUCCUCACGCUUCCCACAUGGGUGGUGUGUGGGAGAGGCUGAUAGGGGUUACGCGCAGAAUUCUGGAUGCCAUGCUUCUUGGAACGCCUGGAAAAGCAUUGACGCAUGAAGUCCUUACUACCUUCUUAGCUGAGGUAUCUGCGAUUAUUAACUCUCGCCCGCUUGUUGGUGUGUCAUCUGAUCCAGAAGAUCCUUAUCAUCUAAGUCCAUCUUUGCUUCUCACACAAAAGCCAGACGUCCUUGUUCCAGCCGGGCUUUCGUUUGACGAAAAAGACUCGUAUAAGGUUCAAUGGAAAAAAGUGCAGUACCUGGCAGAUGUCUUUUGGUCCAAGUGGAAGAAACAAUACCUCCAGACACUUCAGGAGCGGCGAAAAUGGCAGACAAACAACAAAGAUCUGCGUGUUGGUGAUGUCGUCCUUCUGAAGGAUGAGUUACAGAACAGAAUUUACUGGCCCAUGGGUCUUGUGACGAGAACCUUUCCUGGAUCGGAUGGAAGAGUACGAAAGAUAGAAGUCCGCACCAUACGUGAUGGGAAACCCACAGAAUAUGUUCGACCGGUGAACCAAGUUGUUCUCUUGAUAUCUGAAACCUAG